AUGGCAGGAACGGAUGUUCUUUGCAGUGAUAAAACUAGAACUCUCACUUUGAAUAAACUUAGUGUUGAUAGAAACUUGAUUAAAGUGUUUUCUAGGGGAAUGGAUAAGGAUAUGGUGAUACUCUUAGCAGCAAGAGCUUCUAGGAUAGAAAAUCAGGAUGUUAUAGAUGCUGCUAUUGUUCGAAUGUUGUCUGAUCCACAAGAGGCUAGAGCAAGUAUCAAUGAGGUCCAUUUUCUGCCAUUCAAUCCCGCUGAUAAGAGGACUGCCCUUAUCUAUGUUGAUACCGAAGGAAAUUGGCAUAGAGCAAGCAAGGGGGCUCCUGAGCAGAUAUUGGAUCUUUGCAACUGUAAAGAAAACGUGAGUCGAAGCGUUCAUGCAAUGAUAGACAAGUUUGUCGAGCGUGGACUUUGA
Molecule: messenger RNA, 411 nt
Organism: Lathyrus sativus (Indian pea)
Lineage: Eukaryota; Viridiplantae; Streptophyta; Magnoliopsida; Fabales; Fabaceae
Source: the annotation of a GenBank genome assembly